AAGCGAAGUCAGUCGCCUUCUUCUCCCCCAGCGAGGCGCCACAUCUAACAGUUUGGCACAGGAUUUCUGUAAGGCUCAGCAGGAAACUGGGAGCGCUGAAAGGUGACAUCAAAGCCGGGGGGGGCAACGAAGCCUGUAGUAAUUUGCCACCAAGAGCACCGGGAGAGGAGGCGUGUCCCCCGGCCCGCCACGCCCCCCGGCCCCACCAGCCAGCCAACGAGCCAACCAAUGGGGAAAGGGCGCUAGGACCGGGGGGGGGGGGGGGAAAGACCCCCUUGCAAGCGGCAAGCGGCUCUGCUGCAUUAUAAAUACUUCUCCAAAAUGCGGCGGAGCUCCUUUCUCCCUUCGCCACCGCCGCCUCCGCACCAUUAAAAAAAAAGCUGCGAUCGUAGAGCAGCCUCUUGGCAGGCAAGCUUCUCCCCCCCUUUUUUUCUCCCCCCUUUUCCUUUUCUCCCCCCCACCCCAUCCGACAUUUCCUAAGCCCCCCUUUCCCCCCCUCCUCGGCCGGUUUGCAUGCAUUGUCUGUCUCCCAAAAUGGUUUGUGAGACUAAGAUAGUGGCGGAAGACCAUGACUCGAUUUCAGGAGCCAAAAAGGAGAGCUUGCUGGUCUCCUCGUCCGCUCAGAUGUGGCCUUCCUCGCGGGCCGGAUCCGGAUCGCCCGCCGCGGGGCCGCAGCUGCAGCCGCAGCCUCCGCCGCCGAGCCCCGCGCCCGACGGCGAGGACCAGAAAAAGGGCGUCUGCAUCAGGGAGUUUCACCCUUCCGAGCAGGAAGCGGUGCGCCGCAUCUUCUACGAGGGCAUCAUGGAGAGGAUCCCCAACACCGCCUUCCGAGGGCUCAAAGACCAGCCCUGGACGCAGAUGGUCUACGGGACAAUGGCCGUAAUGUGCUUUGUUGUGACCAAGUCCUUGCUGCUGACCUGCUGUUUGCCCUUCUUUCUAAUGGGUAUGAGGUACUACUUCAGUAGAAAAGUUAUCCUCAGCUAUCUGGAGUGCGCACUGAAUACGGACAUGUCUGAUAUUGAGCAAUAUUACAUGAAAUCGCCAGGUUCCUGCUUCUGGGUGGCCGUGUUGAACGGCAACGUGGUGGGCAUCGUAGCCGCCAGGGGCAACGAAGAAGACAACACGGUGGAGCUGCGCCGCAUGUCCGUCGACUCCAAAUACCGCGGAAAAGGGAUCGCCAAAGCUCUGGGUCGGAAGGUGGUUGAGUUUGCCAUGGUCAAUAACUACUCGUCGAUUGUACUGGGAACCACGGCGGUCAAGGUGGCGGCUCACAAGUUGUACGAGUCUUUAGGAUUCAAGCAUGUGGGUGUCGCCGAAGACUACACACUGCCUGGGAUGACGCAUUCUAUUCUAGAGCGAAUGUUUUUCCAGCUACGCUUCCACCGCUACUGCCUGCAGCUGCGCGAAGAAUAAUAAUAAUAAUAAAACCCGCCCCGCGUUUUUCGUUCCUCCCCAAAAUCUUUUCUGCCUGUGUUUUGUGGGAGUUUUGCCAUUGUUUAUUUGCAGGUUGCCUUUUAUUUUGUUUUAUUUUUACCCCCCGUCCCAUCAUUUCAUUCCACCCCUCUUCAUUUGCUUUGUACAGAUGUACAAACAAAGGCUCCCUUCUUUUUCCCUGACAUGCUUGUAGAGUGACGGUGCUAAAUGCAGGAGGUUAUGGCGGACUGCUCUAAAGGCACCUACGUUUGCUCGGCAGCCUAAGAGUUUAGGACGGACCACCCUCUCCCCUCCUGCCCUCUCUCUGUCUUGCCCAGGUUACCUACAUAAGCACAGGAACUUUAACCGCAUAACAAUAUAGCUUGUCCGGUGUGUGUCGUAAAUAGAAUAUCCACGCCCCCCUGCCCCGCCCCCCGAAAUAUUAACAAAAGUAUAGUAAUACUUCAUGAUACAGCUAAGUGCAGAAAUUUUACUUGAAUGCAUUUCUCAGUAUUUCAUGGACAGGUAUGCAUUCGUUUUACCAUGACAUAUUGAUUAAUAAUACUGAAAGAAAAAUGUGAAAAAAAACCCUGCUUGCUAUAAUGCAUGAAAAGGAAGUUUUUGCAUGCAUACAAACACACAGCACUGCCAAGUAGGCUCUGAUCUUGCACUUUUUCGAUGUACCUCAUUCUGUCAACUGUCUGAAAGAAUCUCGGUGCAUCUGAUAACUAUGACUUGUUCUUUUAUCCUCAUUUCCUUCUUAAGCCAGCAAAAAGACUUGAAGUAUUUUGAACCCUGAGCCCAGUGUAAUAUAUGUAAAUUGUUGAAAUAUCAUCUGCGCUGAUGUAUAUAUAACCUGCAGUUCUGUGCCAGACAUCUGUAUAUGCAGUAGAAAUCCUUCUGGUUUAAUUUUAUAUUAUUAUUUUUUUGUCAUCAUGUAUAGCUUUGUUUAUUAUUCUUUGCUUCCUUUAUUCAAGCUCUAGCUUUUGCCGACUCGUUUCACAGAGGCAAAAUGGAGGCUUCUAUUUCUAUGGCAACACACCUGUAUGCUACUAUGUGCACCAAAAUCUAUGCUUCAGAAAAGCAAUAUGCAAAAGACAGAUAACUCAAAUGGCAAGUUUGGCUGAAAGCAGCAGGGGAAACAAAAAUGCUCCUUCAACCAACUGCUAGUGGCAUAAAUAUAGACAGCCUGCCGUCAAAAGUAACCGCUGCUUUUUAAAGAUGUCAGAUUUGUGAAUUGUACAGUGCAAUGCAAGCGGCAAUGCAACACAGAUUUGGCAUGUGUCUGUAGCGCCCGUCACACAAAAACAACAACAACCAAGGUUACAGCUUCUUCUAUAACUUACUUUAAUAAACAGCAACUUUGCAUGACGUAUAUCUCGAGGGAAAUCAGAAUGUUUUAAACUUUAAAAUGUGAUCUAUCAGAACUGAUAAGUACAUUUCUGGUUGCACUGAGUUUGGGUGGGUCAGAAGAGUCUGCUUUUUAAAGGGAAACCCCAUUUAAUGUAUUUCCUCGUUUUGUUUUUAAACCGCCUCGAUAGAAAUUAGGUAAAAUGUUUGAGGGUACCGUUUCAAAGAUGUGAUAAGGGAAGAACUCAAAGGAGGAAGUGAUUCUUUCUAGAACCAGAAAUGCUCAAGGGCAAAAAUUAGGUCUCUGUCCAUUGACGCAAAGACGGGAUGUUUUCUGUGUAUGCAGAAAAAAUUGUAGGGUCAAGAUGAGGAUAACUGUUGCCCUCCAACCAACACAGAGAAGGCAGUUUCUACUUUCUCCUUAUCCAAGAGAGAGUGUAUUUCAUGGAAGACAAAUGUCACUGAUAGGUCUCUACCAGACGACCUUUUUAUUGAUUUGUUUGCAUAAGUUUGCAGGGAGGUUAGACGAUGUUGGUGAUUUCACGGAGCAUUCAUUCUCAUUUGUUUGUGGGGAAGUUGUACAAGAUUGCAUCAGGCAGUUGGUUAUUCCACACUGAAUUUCCCCAUCACUUUCCUUACUGCAAAAAGGUCCAAUCUGAGGGGAGGGGAGUUUAUUGUGCAAGAUCGCCAAAUCAACUUUAAUUGCACAACCCGAAUUUGCAGGUAUAUGAUUGAAUCUCGCCCCCAAAAUAGUGACAGCCUGGAAGCACCCAUGGUUCUAUUCCUAGCACAGAAGAAGAGGAGCCAUUACAACCUCCAUGCACACGAUAAGAUCUCAGCCAAAUAAAGUGGUAAGAAUAAUUCACAAAAGCCAAAAUAUUUUUAUUUUUAUUUUUAACUACUUAAUGCCUUGUCAGUGUUGGUAUUCUUCCUGCCUCAGACAUUGCUAUACCUAAGAAUGGCAGCAUCCAACUAUGUCCCAGCAAUAAAAACAAAUUGAUUAGUAAUAUAGAUUAAAUUUGAUUUACAGAAUGUACUUCUUGGAACUGAGUGUGUGUGGACACGGAAUGUAUUUUUUAAAAAUUUCUAUGCUGUACAUUUCUCCUGAAGCUAAAAUGUGUAUCGUGGGAAGGUGUAGAAUAGAGGUGUAAAGUGUACAGAAAUUGGUAUAAUAUUUUCUAGCUGUUUUCAGUGAUUUCAUUAAACUGCAUAACACAGAAUAAUAUAAAGUAUUAGGAAAAAAGUGAAAGAAAAUGACUGCUUGUGCCUUUUAAUCUUCUCCCCCCCCCCCCGCAUGUGUUGUCACUACGCUAAAUGAUUUCUGGAGAAUUAAAUCAUGCUUUAUAGCCCAA
This is a messenger RNA of Podarcis raffonei (Aeolian wall lizard), 4115 nucleotides long. It is a transcript of the gene ASPNAT, whose product is annotated as N-acetyltransferase 8 like. The record is from RefSeq and is a predicted model, not a curated record. The coding region runs from base 514 to 1413 and encodes 299 amino acids. NCBI's taxonomy places the organism in Eukaryota, Metazoa, Chordata, Lepidosauria, Squamata, Lacertidae. The transcript is spliced from 3 exons. Gene Ontology annotation, cellular component: mitochondrial membrane. Gene Ontology annotation, molecular function: L-aspartate N-acetyltransferase activity.